Messenger RNA from Aspergillus calidoustus, 1873 nucleotides. NCBI's taxonomy places the organism in Eukaryota, Fungi, Ascomycota, Eurotiomycetes, Eurotiales, Aspergillaceae. The record is from the annotation of a GenBank genome assembly.
AUGGACCCCGAAAAGGAUCCCAGACCUACGCAUACUUCCUCCAUAUGCGACAUCCAUAGCACAAUCGAGUACCUCCAUCCGAAGUCCCAUCCCAAUGUUCACCUCCCACACUAUCUACACAAAAGCACAAACAUCACCAUCCCCACACCACCAAACGGCCAAGCCUACAAAUCCCCCUUGCUAUGGUCCCGGCAAAAGAAAUUCAUUACAACGAUAAUCGCCUGUGGCGUAACAGCCAUGGCCGCCUACGCAGCGGGCGAGCUGGCACCCGCAUUCAACCAGUUACACCAGGCAUGGGGUGUUGAUCUGGUUCCCUUCAAUCUAUCGACAACCCUGUUUACCCUGGGCUUUGCAGUUACGCCGAUGGUCCUUGCGCCGUUCUCGGAGGGGUGGGGGAGGAGGCCGAUCUUUUUGGGGAGUGGGGUGCUUUUUACUGCUUGUCUUGCGGGCUGUGGCGCGAGUGACUCGUUGGCUGGGCUGUUGGUUGGGAGAUUCUUCUUGGGAGUUUCAGGGUCAUCAUUCUCCUCAAUCGUCGGCGGCGUGAUCAGUGAUAUAUAUGCGGACCAUGAGCGAAAUGUCCCCAUGGCUCUAUUUUCCGGAGCAACCCUCUUCGGCACCGGCGUUGGACCGCUAAUCAGCAGCACCAUUGCAUCAAGGACAACAUGGCGGUGGAUAUGCUACUCGCAGGCCAUGGUCAGUGCAGGGGUUGUGGCGCUAUUGUACUUCUUCUUUGCGGAGACCCGUGAGGUGGUUCUGCUCUCGCGCAUGACGGAUGACUUCAAUUCAUACUUUGAUGCCAUGGAGCAGGUGGGAUUUUACGGUGUCGUUGUGAAUUCCAGUCUUGGGGAUUCUCAGGGAGGGGGCCGGUUGGUCCGGGUCAGAUACCGUGUCGAUACUGGAGGAAAGGAGAUGGCUUUGAGAGAUAGGUUGAUCAUUUCUUGCUCGCGGCCAUUCACCUUCCUGUUCACCGAGCCUGUCGUCUUCUUCUUCUCCCUCUGGGUCGCUUUCAGCUGGGCCGUGCUGUACCUGAACUUCGGCUCGAUUCCUCUCGUCUUUUCGACUACAUACAACUUCACCCUCGAGCAGACGGGGGCAGUAUUUACUGGUAUAGUCCCAAAUUGCUUCUAUAUCACCUACUUUCUAUCCAUGUCUGCUUGUAUCCACAAAUUAACAAUUUUGAUUACAUUAGCGAUUGCUAUCGCCUCAAUUUUUGCAACCCUCCUAAGCAUCUACCAAGAGAAGCUGGCAAUAACUUAUAAUAUACUACCCCAUACCACGGAAGCCCGCCUCUACUUUGCCUGCGUCGAAGCGUUCCUCCUCCCCAUUGGCCUCUUCUGGUUCGGUUGGUCUGUGCGGCCGACCAUACACUGGAUAGUCCCGUCUCUGGGAAUCGGGUGCGCAAUCGUCGGGAUCUUCUCGAUAUACCUGGCUACAUUUAAUUACCUUGCCGAUGCGUAUAAGGAGUAUGCCAGUUCGGCUAUUGCGGCACAGUCGUUUUGUCGUAAUCUUCUUGGUGGUAUAUUCCCACUUGUUACGAAUGCCAUGUUCAGCAACCUUGGUUAUGGGCCCGCAGCGAGUCUCUUGGGUGGGAUUGGUCUCGCCUUGACGCUUGUUCCUUGGGUUCUCCUCGCGUUUGGGCCGAGAAUCAGAGGGAAAAGUAAGUUCGCAUGUGGGGAUCGUGGUUAACCACGGGAGUGCAAAACCAUAUAUAUAUAUAUAGCGAGUACGUGAUGGCUUGCGGGAGUGAAUGCACUUUAAGGAAUAGAAAGACCGUGGAACCCAAUACACUAGGAUGCACUUCAAGGCCAUCUAACAUAAUAAGGUGAAUACAACAAUUGAUAUCUCGCCAAAAUGGUGCAUCCAUCUAAUAAUG